GAAAACCAUCCGCAGCGUUAAUCAUAAUUAAUAUCGAGUUAUUGGAUUUAUGAUUUAUGGAGAUUUAAAAAAUGAAUAUAAUCUUUAUAUGGCUGCAGUGUUGGCUGGAUUCGGGAAUAUAUGCGGGACUCUCCCAGAUUUUUGAACCGAAAAUGUUCGGAUGGUACCCAAUGGUUUGGACCGCUCGCCGACAAGCAUUGACCCAUCCCUUGCAUACGCAAAGUAUUACAACACGAAAGAAAAAAAAGGUUAGACAGAAGUCUGAUCCUAAUUACGGCUAUGAGCCUUAUUGGGAAGGAUAUGGGGAAAAGUUGGUAGAGAAAGAAAAAAAAACGGGAGAAGAUUUUGCUUGUGGAGAAGAGUGUCAUCUUAUGUUUGUAGAAUAUGGAGAAGUCUGCGGUAGGGGAAAAAAUUACACCCACAAAACGUUUGAGAACUACUGCCAGUUGUUGAACCAUGACUGUAGCGGACGUGAAAAGUGGAUGAUUGCAUAUCGCGGGCCGUGCCAGAAUGGCACUUUAAAAACCUACCCGACGAAGCGUGCAGACUUCAUUGAUAGAGCAAAGAAGUAUCAAACCGAAUUUUAUAGGAAGAAUCCCACUACAGUCAAAUUUGUAAUAAAAAAAACGUUACCAUAUCGUUCGUUUACAACACGAUCGUAGAAUGAAAUGUAUCCUGAACGAUGCCACAAAUAAAGUGUUUAUCGAAA
Messenger RNA from Pieris napi, 709 nucleotides. RefSeq lists its product as uncharacterized. The record is from RefSeq and is a predicted model, not a curated record. NCBI's taxonomy places the organism in Eukaryota, Metazoa, Arthropoda, Insecta, Lepidoptera, Pieridae. Gene Ontology annotation, molecular function: protein binding. The transcript has 5 exons. The coding region runs from base 72 to 662 and encodes 196 amino acids.